Messenger RNA from Penaeus vannamei (Pacific white shrimp), 2214 nucleotides. RefSeq lists its product as uncharacterized. Gene Ontology annotation, molecular function: 3'-5'-DNA exonuclease activity; nucleic acid binding. Gene Ontology annotation, cellular component: cytoplasm. Gene Ontology annotation, biological process: DNA catabolic process. The record is from RefSeq and is a predicted model, not a curated record. NCBI's taxonomy places the organism in Eukaryota, Metazoa, Arthropoda, Malacostraca, Decapoda, Penaeidae.
CUCGAAGUAGUAGCGUCUGUAAACAAUAAACAAUAACACGCUUGGAUAUCAUGCGAGAUGGAUGCAGCAGCACCUGUGAACAUGGAUGAAACUCCAGAACCUCCCACAAAGAACAAAAUACAAACCUUUGUGUUUCUGGACACAGAGGCGACAGGUCUGGUUGGAGAUGAUACAAGAAUUCUGGAAUUGUCUUUGAUAGCUGUGUCAAGGGAGGAUUUACUGAGUAUGAAAGACAGCCAAAAAGUAGACAGCCCAGAAGAUGAAGUUAGUAAAACCAAUGGCACAAAAACUUACUCAGCGGUACCGAAGCUACCCCGUGUGUUACAGAAAUAUACCAGACUAUAUUAUCCUCGAAAGCUGAUCACACCAAAGCUCGAAGAGAUCACAGGGCUUAAUAAUGACAUGCUCCAUCACUUGCCAGGCUUCAGUGAUGCUAGUGCUGAGGCCAUAAACCUCUUCCUAGAUCUUCCACAACCAGUGUCACUUGUCGCCCACAAUGGCUCCAGGUAUGACUUCCCAUUGCUGAAGGCAGAACUGUAUAAUGUCUCUGCAUUGGAAAAGUUUUGUGAUCUGCAAUGUGUGGAUACACUGACAGCCAUCAAGGACAUAGACAUAACCCAGCAAAGGGAGAGUGAACGACGGGAUAUUUUAGAGAUAACAGAGCUUGCAGAGUCGUUUGGGCUUGAGGAAAUGCACGAUGAGCAAAUGGAGGUGGGGCCGAGCAGCAAGAGGUCUCGAUAUGAAAUUGAAGAGGAAGAGAAGUCCCAAGCAGUCAAUGGAACCCUCGAGUCAGCACCCAAUCAGGAAGCUAAUCAUCCCUUACUAGAAGUGUCGCCUGAAGUGCCCAUCACCCCAGUAAAGGAUCACAUUCCAGGAAGAGGAAGCAAAACACCAGCGACGCCAGUGAAGCCUAAGGAGCCAAUGGAAUUACCCAUCACACCGGAGCAGCAGUCCAGAGUGUACCUCCCAGGAACACCUGGAUUCAGUCCUCAGGCCAUGAGCAGCACAAAGAAAGUCCGUCGCAGUCUGAAUUAUGGGGAGAAUGGCAAGAGAAAAUGGGAUGGGACGAAGCCUUAUACUCAGAGUAAUAUUUACAAGAGAUUGUUUGGCUGUACUUUCGAAGCUCACCGAGCUGAGAACGAUUGCCAGGCAUUAUUGGAAAUUUGUGGUCACUAUGGGGAAAAGUUUGUCGAAUGGGCUGACACUUUUUACGAGAGGUUUGUUGAAGUUAAACCCAUGUGGGUCAAAAGAAGAACAUUUCAGAUCAAAUAAGAUACCAAUGCCAGUUCAAAUCUUCGAUAAUUUGAUGAAACUGAAUUUUUUUGUGUGUAUUCAGUUUUAUGUUAUUUAAUAUGUUUUCUUAUGCUAUUUAGUCAGUUGCACAUUUUUAUGUAUUUUUAUUAGGUUAAGGAAUUUCAGUUAUAUAUAAUUGUAGAUAUACAUGCAGACAUACAUCAUGACAUAUACACGUAUAUAUAUUUUAAAGCUUGAAUACAACAAAAAUUUUAUUAAAGUUUAUAGUAUUUUGGCAAACAUUUAAGUUUAUAUAAUUUAAUGUUAUAAAUUAUUUGGCACAUUUUAAUUUUUAAAAAUGCAGUGAGUGCAUAUUAAGUGUACAUGUAUAUCUUUCUUGCCAGGGAAUAUAAAUUCUGUAUUUUACAAUAUCUAAAAUUUCUUUAGAGUUCAAGGAUAUUGGCAAGUAAUAAACUUAUUGAUAUGCAUUUAUUUUUUAUGUAGCUAAACAGUAUUGUUAAUUCUUGGAGAAAUUUUAACAUUAAGAAAUAUAUUUAAUUGUAUGUUUUAAAUUGGUAAUCUUUAGUGUAUAUAUUCAUGGAUUAUGAAUUCAAAAUCAAUAUAUAUGGUAGGAUUUUAUUCAGAUAUUUGGCUUUUAAUGUCAUUAAUACUUGAGUUAAUUUGUUAAAAGCAAAUUUGGUGCAGAUCACUUUAUUUUAAAACUUUCAAGAGAUUCAUGUAAGUUUUAAUGUUAUGAUAAUAAUAGCAGUAAUAAUAAUUGUUAUUGUUAUUAUUGUUAUUUAGUAAUAAGUAUGAGAAUCACUCCUUGAAUGUCAUUAUGCUAGGAAAGAUUGAUCAUACUCGCAAACACUUACAUCUACCCCCCCCCCCACACACACACACAACACAAAAUCAUACAUAAACUAUAUUACUGCUCAGUAUUUGAUUUGUGCUUUAUGUUUAUAUGAGAUGACCCAUAUA